CUGAGGGUUCAUCGAGACUCUUAUAGAAUUGCUGGGAAGACGCGCCUUGGUUUCGUAGACAGCGUAGCAAAUAACUCGAAUCAACCUCGACGGGCCCCAAGAAUAGACAUUUAAGUGCCCAUCGAGUUGACAAUCGAGAAUUAUCCCCUGCCUAGGUCUCUACCUCGAGCCACAACCGGCAAGUGUCGCUGCUCUGCUUGGCUCAGGACGAGCGAUAUAUUAGUCGUCGCUUUGAGCAUAUCGUCGGAGCUUCUGCCCAGAGACCUGCGAUUGAUUCCACACCACUGAGCCAGUGAACAACAACAACAACAACAACAACACCCCUGAGCCCAAAUCCAGUCCCAAACCCCAAAGUCAUGCCGUCCACCAUCUACCUCGUCCGCCACGCCGAGUCGGCCCACAACGCGUCCAAGGACUUCAGCCUGCGCGACCCGGGGCUGACGGAAGCCGGGCUGGCGCAAGCAUCAUCGCUCGCGGCUUCGUUCCCGGCGCUGUCGUCGGUAGCGGCAGUCCUGGCGUCGCCGCUGACGCGCACGCUCGAGACGGCACUAGCAGGGUUCGGUGCGAUUCUCGUCAGCAGCAAGCACGGCGGCGGCGGCAGCGCAAACCUGAUCCUCGACCCGGACCUGCAGGAGCGCAGCGACCUGCCGUGCGACACGGGGUCUGACGCCGCGAGCCUCAAGGUCCGGUUCCCCGCGCUGGAUUUCAGUGCCCUGCCGCCGCAGUGGUUCGUCAAGGAGGGCGCGAACGCGGCGGACAUCGACGCUGUCAAGGCGCGCGCGCAGGCCGUGCGGCAGCGGAUCGGCCAGCUGGUGCGCGCGCUGGAGGAGCGGCACGGUGGGGGCCGGCAGGACGUCGUUGUGGUGACGCACGGCGUGUUUAUGAAGUUCUUGGCUGAAGAUGGGUCGAUUGAUUUGCCCAAGGCCGGGUGGAAGGCAUUCAGGAUUGGUGAGAGGGAAGAGUGUGGCGUCGCGCUUGUUCCUGUGGAGUGAGGCGAGGUGCAUAUUGGAGUAGGGGUUGAGGGGGGAAGUGGUUGCUUGAUGACGAUUCUAGGGACACCGAUCUAGCAAGAGAAAGGGUUGCGACUAAGGGGUCUUUUUCAUGUUUAUACUUGAGUUGCGUUGGAAUGAUUAGAGUCACUGGCAUUUCGAGCUGGGGCAAUUCAACAACACGGACUAUCUGAGUACCUUGUAUUUGAUGGGCUCGACGCAUGGCAAUAUCAGGUAAUAACCGUCCAUGCCUGUUAGACAAAGUUUAGCUACCUCAUUACCGC
Messenger RNA from Lasiosphaeria miniovina, 1273 nucleotides. Its product is annotated as histidine phosphatase superfamily. The coding region runs from base 357 to 992 and encodes 211 amino acids. The transcript has a single exon. Gene Ontology annotation, cellular component: cytoplasm. The record is from RefSeq and is a predicted model, not a curated record. Gene Ontology annotation, molecular function: phosphatase activity. Lineage: Eukaryota; Fungi; Ascomycota; Sordariomycetes; Sordariales; Lasiosphaeriaceae.